Molecule: messenger RNA, 921 nt
Organism: Anopheles cruzii
Lineage: Eukaryota; Metazoa; Arthropoda; Insecta; Diptera; Culicidae
Product: CDAN1-interacting nuclease 1
Exons: 2
Coding region: 1-864 (287 amino acids)
Source: RefSeq, a predicted model, not a curated record
AUGGUGGUGGUCAGCACAGAACAGUUCACAGAAAUACAAAACUUCAUUCGUGCUUACGAUGGCGAUUUGAAUAGCUGCAACGUCGAACUGGAGAGCAGGUUUCCGGAGCUUUCCGCUAUAACCCUGGGAAGCAUCCUCUCGAAGGUGGUACUGCAGAGGGUGAAAACAACAUACUCGCGACUCGUCGCGAAGGUUGAUUCGCUGGUCAGUCAGUACCAGAAUGCUGCCCAGCAAACGCCAGAUCAUGAUAUUCUGCUGAAAAUGGCCGCGAAACUACGCAUACCUUCUACGGUGGUGUGCCGGAUAGUACUGGGAAAGCUGUACCAAAACCUGCCGCGUUCGGAAGUGUUGGACAUGCUGCGCGUGCCUGACAUGAUUCCCGAUUCACUGCUGGCAAUGAACGUGAGCUACUGUCUGUACAGCGAACACAUGGACGGACCGCUUACCGAUGCGAUACGCCGGUGCAUCGGCGAAGAGUACGAAGAUCGUAUGAAGAAGCUAGCCCGGGCGGCCGGGAUGGUGUUCUACGACGAAGGCGAUUUGCGACGCACCGGAUACGAUAAGACGCCCGAUCUGAAGCUGGCCGUACCGUUUUUGUUUCGCGGUCAAGUAAUCAACUGGAUCGAGAGUAAAGCAUCGUUCGGGGACGUGGAUUCCCACCGGCGUUACGUCAAGGACCAGCUGGCUAGCUAUGGCAAUCGGUUUGGUCCCGGUGUAGUCAUAUAUUGGUUCGGGUACGUCGACAGCAUUGCCGAUUGUGCGGAAAACGGUAACGAAGUGAUAGUAACGGACGGGUUUCCCGAAACGGAGGAAAUCGAAUUCCUCACCUUCAACCUACCAUGCUCUUUGGUAGACACUGAUUAGUGGACCAUUGUAAAUAUGAAAUUGUAAAUAUAUUAGAACAGUAAAAUAGACCUAAUU